UAAAGCUCCAUGUUCCAAGUGGACAGCAUUGGCCAAAAUCUCCCAAUCUUUUUGAAAUCCUCCCUUAAACCGAGGUGCGCAUCAACUACUUAGGCAAUCCCCGCGCCGAAGAACCCUUGAGAGAUGGCCAUGGCUACACAAAACCCUGUGGGUCAGAAGAAAGUCAUAAUACCAAACAAAUAUGGCGAAAAACUUGUGGGCAUAUUGCAUGAAACUGAAUCUCCGGAUAUCGUAAUCUUAUGCCAUGGUUUUCGGUCCACAAAGGAAGAUGAUACCAUGGUGAACCUUGCUGCUGCAUUGGAGAAUGGAGGAUUUAGUGCCUUCCGCUUUGACUUCGCUGGAAAUGGGGAAAGUGAAGGUUCAUUUCAGUUUGGUAACUAUUGGAGAGAGACUGAUGACCUACGUUCUGUAAUCCAACACUUUUCUGAAGCCAACCGUACAAUAAGGGCAAUUAUUGGGCAUAGUAAAGGAGGCAAUAUUGUGCUACUUUAUGCUUCUAAAUACCAUGAUAUCUCCACGGUUGUCAAUGUUUCUGGCCGUUAUGAUCUGACAGAAGGCAUUGUAGAACGUCUGGGGAAAGAUGUUAUGCAAAGAAUCAAGGAGGCUGGAUUCAUAGAUGUAAAGAAUAAAACAGGAAGUGUUAAUUUUCGGGUGACUGAGGAAAGUUUACUGGAACGACUAAGUACAGAUAUGCAUGAAGCAUGUCUUCAUAUUAGCAAAGAAUGCAGGGUCUUGACUGUCCAUGGAACUGAAGAUCAGAUCAUCAGUAGUUCCGAUGCAGUAAAGUUUAGCAAGAUCAUACCGAACCACAAAUUACAUAUUAUAGAAGGAUGUGAUCAUGGAUACACUCACUAUCAAGGAGAUCUGGUAUCAGUUGUUUUGGAUUUUAUAAAGGGAGCUUCUUCAGCGCAACAAGGUUCCACUAGCUAAAUACUUCUGUACCCACCAGCAUAUCUAGAAAAAUAUAAAGGCAACAUCAGAUCUUACAGAUAUAUAUAUAUAUAUAUGUAUAUAUAUAUAUAUAUUGAGCAUUCUAAGCUUGUAAUAAUGUUGAAUUAACUGUUACUGCAACUGCAAGUGUGUGGUAAAAUGUGAUCGAACUCUACAUUGUGCCUUUUCUUUUAGACAGUCAUGACCUGUGUAUUAGGCAAGGGUUGUGUUGAGUUACUAGGUAGUUGUAUUUUCAGCUGAAAAGGCCAAUUUGUGUU
Juglans microcarpa x Juglans regia is the source of this 1208-nucleotide messenger RNA. RefSeq lists its product as uncharacterized. The record is from RefSeq and is a predicted model, not a curated record. Lineage: Eukaryota; Viridiplantae; Streptophyta; Magnoliopsida; Fagales; Juglandaceae. Gene Ontology annotation, cellular component: cytosol. The transcript is spliced from 7 exons. The coding region runs from base 124 to 930 and encodes 268 amino acids.